Messenger RNA from Oncorhynchus gorbuscha (pink salmon), 7098 nucleotides. Its product is annotated as MAP kinase-activating death domain protein-like. Lineage: Eukaryota; Metazoa; Chordata; Actinopteri; Salmoniformes; Salmonidae. Gene Ontology annotation, cellular component: cytosol. Gene Ontology annotation, biological process: regulation of Rab protein signal transduction; regulation of apoptotic process. The record is from RefSeq and is a predicted model, not a curated record. Gene Ontology annotation, molecular function: guanyl-nucleotide exchange factor activity.
AACUCCUGUCCCUGCAGAAGAUCUGGAGGAAAUGUUAUGAAGACGGGUUUUAUGCGAAUAAUCAUACGUAUGCAAGCAAACUAGCAUUUCACAGGCUAAAAUUAGGCGUGGAUUUACAAAUACACAUUAAAGAGCUGUUUAAUCGCCAUCUCUGGAAAAUGGAUCCAGGAUACGUAUUGCAUCUCGCUAUUUGAAAUACGUCUCAAUUCAUCUCACUGGCUUUCUUUCUACCACCAACAACAUACCAGGCCGACGUCGACGACAGCUAGCGAGUAUUGCUAGCCACCUAGCUAACACUGCUUGGUUUCCCCAUUUGCUUUUUCUCAGAUGUCCACAAUGAAAACUAAGGUCCUGCAUGCUCCACCCACACCUAGCCCUUCCUCUUCGUGAUUGAACAGCUGCUGACUGACCAGAGAGGUGCAAAAUGUCUGUGUUGCCAUGACUUAAAGACAUCAAUCAAAGAUGGAGAAAAAGAAAAUGUGCCCCCGUCUACUGGACUACCUGGUGGUGGUGGGAGCCAGGCAGCCCAGCACUGACAGCGGGUCCCAGACCCCCCAGCUCCUCCGCCGUUACCCGCUGGAGGACCACCCAGACUUCCCUCUGUCCCCGGACGUGGUCUUCUUCUGUCAGCCUGAGGGAUGCCAGAGCAUCCGGCAGCGCCGGGUCAGCCUGCGAGACGACGCCUCCUUCGUCUUCGCACUCACUGACAAAGACUCGGGCAUCACGCGCUAUGGUAUCUGCGUCAACUUCUACCGCUCCUUCCAGCGAGGGGGGCACCGCCGCGACAAGGCGGGUAGCAGUGGAACGGCGGCACAGACAGUGGAAGCGACCAGCGAGGGUUCGGAUGGCACCGGUGGCUGCCCCAAUGCCUCCACGUUGCCGACGCCUGCCAGUGCCGACACAACAACCACACCUGUGCCAGGCACGGAGCCGGGACCACCCGGUGGCGAGCCAAAUGCCGGCAGGUCCCCUCGGCACAAACGCAGCACUGCCAAGAUGGUCAGUCGGAACCGCGACAGCACGCUGACCUCGCUGUGCAUGAUCAGCCACUACCCCUUUUUCUCCACCUUUAGGGAGUGCCUGUACAUCCUCAAGAGAAUGGUGGACUGCUGCAGCCACAGGUUGACCCAGCGCGCCGGCCUGCCCCGCGCAACUCAGAGGGACACCAUGUGGCGCGUGUUCACGGGGGCCCUGUUGGUGGAGGAGAAAGGCAGCCAGCUGCUGGCUGACCUGCGGGAGAUCGAGUCCUGGGUCUACCGCCUCCUGCGCUCCCCGGUGCCCGUGGCGGGCCAACGGCGCGUAGAUGUGGAGGUGCUGCCCCACGAGAUGCAGCCGGCACUCACCUUCGCCCUGCCCGACAACUCUCGCUUCUCCAUGGUGGACUUCCCCCUGCACCUGCCCCUGGAGUUGCUGGGUGUGGACGCCUGCCUCAUGGUGCUCAGCUGCAUCCUACUGGAGCACAAGGUGGUCCUCCAGUCGCGGGACUACAAUGCCCUGACCAUGAGUGUCAUGGCGUUUGUAGCCAUGAUCUACCCCCUGGAGUACAUGUUCCCUGUCAUUCCCCUACUGCCCACCUGCAUGGCCUCCGCUGAACAGCUUCUCCUCGCCCCCACCCCUUACAUCAUAGGUGUUCCUGCCAGCUUCUUCCUCUACAAAUCCGAUUUCAAAAUGCCCGAUGAUGUGUGGCUCGUGGACCUGGACUGUAACAAGGUCAAAGCACCCACCAAUGCAGAGCACCUACCCCUUCUUCCCGAGCCGGAAUCCACAGAACUCAAGAAACACCUGAAACAGGCCCUGGCCAGCAUGAGUCUCAACACCCAGCCCAUUCUGAACCUGGAGAAGUUCCAGGAGGGCCAGGAGUUACCCCUGCUCCCCCCCGGCCAGAACAAGGCGUCGCCCUCCUCCACCGAGUUCAACCCCCUCAUCUACGGCAACGACGUGGACUCUGUGGAUGUGGCCACCAGGGUUGCCAUGGUGCGGUUCUUCAACUCCCCCAAUGUGCUCCAGGGUUUCCAGAUGCACACACGUACGCUGCGCCUCUUCCCCCGGCCCGUGGUGGCAUUCCAGGCCACGUCCUUCCUGGCCUCUCGGCCCCGACGCUCCGGUUUCGCUGAGAAGCUGUCGCACACCCAGGCCGUGGAGUACUAUGGCGAGUGGGCCCUCAACCCCACCAACCUGGCCUUUCAGAGGAUCCACAACAACGUGUAUGAUCCAUCUUUAAUCGGAGACAAGGGCAAGUGGUACGCCCACCAGCUGCAGCCAGUGUUCUACCGUGUGUAUGACAGCAGCUCCCGGCUGGCCGAGGCCAUGAGCGGACCCCUAGAAGAUGAGGCCAACGACUCGGACCCCACAGACGACAGUGACAGUGAGGCUGGCUACGAUGACUCCAGUUCUUCCUACUCGUCACUUGGAGACUUGGUGAGCGAAAUGAUCAAAUGUGACAUCCAAGGGGACACGCCAAACCUGGAUCCCCCUACCCACGCUGCACUGGGAGACGCUAGCGAAGUGGAGUUCCAGGACUUCCAGGAGUUCAAGGGAGGAGACGGUCCCCUCCCCCAAGAGAAGGCACUGCCCGAGGGGGGCGACGGAGCUCCUGAACCUCCUGAUGGACAAGCCCUCCGCUCGAGCUCCAGCACAACCGCCAGCUCCAGCCCUAGCACAAUCAUCCAGGGAGUCAACAAUGAGCAGGCAGAACCAGUGGAAAUGGAGGCAUUGGCCAGUGCAGCUCUACAGAACCCUGUCCCGGGAUUGGGCGCUCCGCCCUUCUCCAGACCUCCCCCAGAAGCUGCCCCGGUGGGACCAGCCAAUAAGAAGGGAGAGUACGACAACCCCUACUUUGAGCCUCAGUAUGGCUUCCCCGCUGAGGAGGACCCGGAGGCAGAAGACCAAGAGGAGACGUACACGCCCCGGUUCAACCAGAACCUCAAUGGCAACAAAGCCCAACGCCCCCUGAGGCCCAGCAGCCUAAAGCUGCCCGGAGAGUCGGACGGAGAGGGCGACUCCCGCAACAGUUCUCCAAACUCCACCAUCUCCAACAACAGCAGUGAUGGCUUUGGGGGCCUCAUGUCCUUUGCCAGUAAUCUGUACAAGAACCACGGUUCCAGUUUUAGCCUUUCCAACCUGUCUGUACCCAACAAGGGGGGGCUGAGGGAGAAGGCCGCUGGGGCUGGGCCCUUCCCCAAUCUCAAAGUAUUUGGACUAAAUUCUCUAAUGGAGAUAAUUACAGAGGCCGGUCCGGUGAGUGGAGAAGGAGGCGCCCGCGGUCCCCCCAGGGCGCUUGUUGACCAGAAGUCGUCGGUCAUUAAGCACAGUCCCACGGUCAAGAGAGAGUCCCCUUCGCCCCAGGGUCGUGCCAACAACACCAGUGAGAACCAGCAGUUCCUGAAAGAGGUGGUGCAGAGCGUGCUGGAGGGCCAAGGCGUGGGCUGGCUCAACAUGAAGAAGGUACGCCGCCUGCUGGAGAACGAGCAGCUGCGCGUCUUCGUGCUGAGCAAGCUGAACCGUGCCGUCCAGUCCGAGGAGGAUGUCAGGCAGGAGGUCAUCCGUGAUGUGGAGAUUGGCAGGAAGGUUUACAAGGGUAUGUUAGACAUACUGAAGUGCACCGUUUCUAGUCUGGAACACUCGUACACCAAUGCCGGGCUUGGAGGCAUGGCCAGCGUCUUCGUUCUGCUGGAAAUCGCACGCACCCACUACCAAACCAAAGACCCAGAGAAGCACAAGAGGAGCCCCAGUGACUCUGCAAGCAGCCCGGGCAGCAAGGACAGCCCGUCUGCCCGCAUGGAGGGCACCAGGCCCCCGGUGCUCCUCCUCGUUCCCCGUCUCCAACUGCCGCACCCCACCUCGGGGGGAAAAGACACCCACCACUUUGACACCCGGAGUCUGAACGAGGAGAAUUUUAUUGCCUCCAUUGGAGCGGAGGGGGUUAAGAAACAGCACCCUGAGCUGACUGACACGGAGGAGAAGAAGUCCCAGAUCAGUGCUGACAGUGGCCUCAGUGUCACCUCUGGAUCCCAGAAGAGUGACACAGAGUCUGUGACCGGCACUGAAGCGCCAGUCCUUACCAGAAGCACCAGCCAGGACUCAGAGGCCAGCACAGUGAUAAGUAACAGCUCAGGAGAGACGCUGGGAGCUGACAGUGACUUGAGUAGCACCGCUGGGGAGGGCUUGGGUGGCAGGCAAGCCCCCCAUCUCAACCUCUCCAGGGGAACACUGUCCGACAGCGAGGUUGAGACCAACCCGGCUACCAGCUCAGUUUUUGGUAAGACCCAAAAGAUGAAGCCUGGUGUGAAGGAGGCGAAGGCUAAACUUGUGCCUGUCGUGGCUAAGGGGCCUCCCACCCAGCCCUUGGAAGACAUCAGUAUGAGGAUUUACCUAUGUGAUGGCCUGCUGGGGCGCGACAAGAGCUCCAUGUGGGACCAGCUGGAGGAUGCUGCCAUGGAAACGUUCUCUCUGAGUAAGGAGCGCUCUACACUGUGGGACCAGGUCCAGUUCUGGGAGGAUGCUUACUUGGAUGCUGUCAUGUUGGAGAGGGAGGGGAUGGGUAUGGACCAGGGACCUCAAGAGAUGAUUGACAGAUAUCUGUCACUCGGGGACCACGACCGUAAGCGCCUGGAGGACGAUGAGGACAGGCUGCUAGCUACUCUACUGCACAAUAUGAUCGCCUACAUGCUAAUGGUUAAGGUGAACAAGAAUGACAUCAGGAAGAAGGUGAGGCGUCUGAUGGGGAAGUCCCACAUCGGCCUUAGCCACAGCCAGGAGAUCAAUGAGUGUCUGGACAAACUGGCUAAUUUGAAUGGUCGCGAGCUGUCCAUCAGACCUAGCGGAAGCCGUCACAUCAAGAAGCAGACCUUCGUGGUGCAUGCUGGGACUGAUACCACGGGGGACAUCUUCUUCAUGGAGGUGUGUGAUGACUGUAUAGUCCUGCGCAGCAACAUCGGCACAGUGUAUGAGCGCUGGUGGUACGAGAAGCUCAUCAACAUGACCUACUGCCCCAAGACCAAGGUCCUGUGUCUGUGGAGACGCAAUGGCCAGGAGACCCAACUCAACAAGUUCUACACCAAGAAGUGUCGCGAAUUGUAUUACUGUGUGAAGGACAGCAUGGAAAGAGCUGCUGCCCGACAGCAGAGCAUUAAACCAGGUCCAGAGCUGGGUGGAGAGUUCCCUGUGCAGGACAUGAAGACUGGCGAGGGAGGACUGCUGCAAGUCACCCUGGAAGGCAUCAACCUCAAAUUCAUGCACAGCCAGGAGCGGAAGGUUUUCAUAGAGCUGAAUCACAUUAAAAAGUGCAAUACUGUGAAGGGAGUCUUUGUCCUGGAGGAAUUUGUUCCUGAAACUAAGGAAGUGGUGAUCCACAAGUACAAGACACCCAUGGCACACCAGAUCUGUUACUCCGUCCUCUGCCUUUUCUCCUACGUGGCUGCGGUGAAGGGGAAGGAAGCAGAAGGCAAGCCCAAGAUUUUAUCUCCAAGACCCCUGGCCAGCUAGUCUACAACCCCCUCCAACCCCCCGUGCCUCUCACUCUGCAACAAAGUGGAAUCUCGGCCCUACUAUGACAUUGAGUUCUCACAAUCCUUGAUCCUACACACCUCUUUACUCCUCUUUGCACCCUGUAAGUACAUCUCCAAGAAAUACCCUUUACUCUUUGCGCCUUGCCAUGUAAGUAAAAUUCCUAUGGUGUGUAUGUACAUGUGAUCCCUGGUCUGUGGCAUCGUGUGUACACCCUUCCCAACCAUGGUCACGUCCACAAGGCUCCUCCCAUACAGGCCCAGCCUGAUGUCUUGGCCGUAAGCUUGCUUGAUCUUCAAGGCGACAGUUCGUUCCCCUUCUCUUUCUUCUCUCAUCCUGGCCUGCUGCCAAGGUCUUAUUGGUUGUUUUUAAUGGGAUGGAGACAGCAAGAGGGAUUGAUGCGAGCCACAGCUCUACAAGUCGAUAAGAAAGCAACCAACCGCCCCAUCCACUCUCUGCGACUGUGUGAUGAAUAUUCUAUGUGGUACUACUGUAAAACUCCAGUCUGUCCAAACCGGUGAAACGUUUAAAAAGUACUCUAGUACUGACGGUUGUCACUUUGUUAAUAAAUGCUACUUCUGCAUGGUGCAUCAAACACUGCACAUAAAAGCUUGUUUCAUUCCUUUUGAUCCCAAAAUAUCUUGUGUGGUCCAAGAUGUGUGCAUCUAUUUAGCUUGCCCAGUGUUGCGAAACUACUGUAGUAGUUCUGUCAAAUGUCUUGUCUGUGGUCCUCUGUAUUGAAUGUUACUAUGGAGAGAAGAAAUGCUGUACAUUUCAACAUAAGAUGUUUUGCAAAGUGUGGUUUAUUCACUAGAUGUGCAAUACUUUACGUAGUUAGCCAGAGCCAGAUCAUUGUUCUGUUUUUUUAUUUUUUAUCUUUUAUCUUGGCAAUUCUGGCUUACAGAGCAAAGAUUGUAAAAAACUUCAUUGUCGUACAUAUUUAUUGAAGUAAAUAAAUAUGACCUAUUGUUUAUACUUGCGAAAUCACUAUUUGGAGAUUCUAGAGAUGUGUACACCUACUGCUGUUAUGGUUUUGUCUGUUGGGAGAGGUGUGUUAAGUCUUCUUGUUGUGUAUGUUGUAGUAAGAUGAAUCCAAUCUAGCCCCAUUUCAGCCCAAUUGUAAGUGGUGUGUGUGUGAGUGUAUACAUGCAUUGUAUUGUUUUGCCAGAUAAGCAAUAUAUGAAUAAUACAGCUAUAUGAUCAGGAUAUUGUUUUUAAUGUUUACGUGGCUUUUAUUUUUUAGAGAUGAAAUGCGUGUGUAAGGAACAUAAUGUUACAACUUCCAUGAGGUAAUUAUUUAAGGUAUUUCAUUCUUGACAAUAAAAACACUGGUGUAAAUAUGAGAGUAACUGGAUGAGGAGUGUCUCAAAACAGUUUGAAGACUGUAACCGAACAUAAGGUAUUGUUUGUUAGACUAGUUACAUAUGAGAACAUUACAAAACGGGAGUAUUUGAAACCAACCAACCCAAUUAUUGUGCUAGCUAGCCUACUGCUGUUGAGAAAUUGUUGUAAAUAUGUGUUGGAAAAAAGUAUUUAUAGAACAUGUACAGCUUUGGCAAUGUCAAAAUAAAAGUUGUCAAACAAAGCCCUCCA